This is a messenger RNA of Populus trichocarpa (black cottonwood), 699 nucleotides long. Its product is annotated as 50S ribosomal protein L18, chloroplastic. The coding region runs from base 70 to 567 and encodes 165 amino acids. Gene Ontology annotation, biological process: translation. NCBI's taxonomy places the organism in Eukaryota, Viridiplantae, Streptophyta, Magnoliopsida, Malpighiales, Salicaceae. Gene Ontology annotation, molecular function: 5S rRNA binding; structural constituent of ribosome. The record is from RefSeq and is a predicted model, not a curated record. Gene Ontology annotation, cellular component: ribosome. The transcript is spliced from 3 exons.
UAAGGUGAGGCGUGUUAUUGUUUUAAGGGUGAGACAGAGAGAGAUUCUGAGAAGAUAGAAAGGAGAAGAAUGGGGAGCAGCGGUACUUGUUCUCUUUGGAGUGGGUUCUUAGGCAGUGGGGGGCAGCAGCUCCGGGCAUCGGUGGCAGCAGCCAAGCAGAGGACAAGCCCAAGUCUAAGCUUUGUAACAGUUGAAGCCAAAGCCAAAACUAGACGCGAAGACAGGACUGCUCGCCAUAUUCGUAUCAGAAAGAAGGUGGAAGGGACUCCAGAUAGGCCUAGAUUGUGUGUCUUCCGUUCCAACAAGCAUCUCUACGUCCAAGUGAUUGAUGAUACAAAGAUGCACACGCUCGCUUCCGCUUCAACCAUGCAGAAGCCCUUCGCUCAGGACUUUGAUUACUCUUCUGGUCCAACCAUUGAUGUAGCUAAGAAGGUAGGUGAAGUCAUUGCAAAAUCUUGUUUAGAGAAGGGGAUAACUAAGGUGGCUUUUGACAGAGGUGGGUACCCUUAUCAUGGGCGUGUAGCAGCCCUUGCAGAUGCAGCUCGGGAAAAUGGCCUUCAAUUCUAGAAAUGUGAUUGGUCAGUCACUUUUGAGCAUUCUUUUUUCCUUUUCUUUUUGAACUUUGUGAUGGAAUCAUGGAUGAAUUUGUUGGUGAAACUCUGUAAUUUUGUUAAUUACUGAGAGUGGAAAAGUUCUUUA